Molecule: messenger RNA, 1584 nt
Organism: Penicillium longicatenatum
Lineage: Eukaryota; Fungi; Ascomycota; Eurotiomycetes; Eurotiales; Aspergillaceae
Product: fungal specific transcription factor domain-containing protein
Exons: 4
Coding region: 1-1584 (527 amino acids)
Biological process (GO): DNA-templated transcription
Molecular function (GO): DNA binding; zinc ion binding
Source: RefSeq, a predicted model, not a curated record
AUGGAUGAUUAUGCCCAUGUGUCAAAGGUGACAUCCGGGAAUGCAACAUUGCAGGAGAUGUUUGAUUUCAUCGGCCAAGAGCAACACCAUGUUCUGGGAACCAUUGAAUCGGAAAUCCCAGAUUUGUGCGAUGAGAAGGCGAUCAAUACUUUUAUCCAGCUUUAUUUUGAGUUUUUCCAUCCCAGGUUCCCCAUGCUCCAUAAGUCGACCUUUCACAUGUUUAACACCAAUUGGAUCUUGAUUCUCGCGGUUGUUACGAUUGGUAGCCGAUACUCAAGAAUAAAGCAAGCGCGACAGUAUGCCAUAUUCUUUGGGAGAUAUCUUAGGCAUGCUAUUGCUACUUUGGGAGACGACAAAAUUGAACACACGCUCCGCGUACCAUUUAUCCAGGCGAUUAUUCUUAGUCAGAUUGAUAUGUCAUACAGUGGUGCGAAGACACUCUACCUUCAGUCCCAAUUCCAGAGAAAUAUGCUGGCCACUUUGUGCCGUGGUCUUGGGAGUGGGCUUGCAAGGGGAUAUGUCACCCACACGAUUGAACAUCGCAAUAAUGGACCAUACUAUAAGUGGCUAGGCCGAGAGAUGGCUAUCCGUGCAGUGCAUUAUGGAUGGCUUUUCGAUUGCCAGUUAAAUUUGAACUGUGAUAUCCCGGCAAUAAUAAGUCUAGAUGGCUUCGAUAUUCCAUUACCAUGCCAUGAGAAUAUAUGGAAUAUGACAGAAGUUCAAUGGAUGGACGAAUUCCAAAACGAGAAUAUUCAGAAUGUCCCCGAAUGUCCUCACAUGCAUGAAACGUUGAACUUGUUCACACAAAAUAGCAAGAACAUCCCGCCGAUUGGAGUCUUUUCCCGAAUGCUUGCUAUGAUGGCCAUUUAUCAGCAAUCACGAAUGAUCAUGGAUGCUUCAUUUAUCAUGACAAACAACACGCGGACAUCUCGCUCGCGGAGCAUUCGAGACCAUUCCAUGUAUACCGAAUGGAGAGAUUCUGCUAUAGAAACCCUAGGACUGCUGAGACAGAGCUCAAAAGACCAAUGGUUAUCCGACGUAUAUCACCAUCUCAUGAUUAUUGUUCACAUCCCUCUCAAAAGUCUUUGUACUGUUGCUGGUUGGACAUCCACUGAGGAUGCAAUCCUUGCAUCAAAGAGAGAGCUAUCUUCGUGGAUGGCUGAUAACCCUCAAGCUGCUCGUAAGACGCUUCUUCAUGCCGCUUUAUUGUUCAAGUCUCUUCGAUCAAAGCCAUUGAAUACACAUACCGGGGCUCAUGAUCUUUUGGCUGCUACCCUUACUAUUUGGGCCUAUGCAUUGCUUCAUUCACCAAGGUCUGAGGAUACGCUGACCGGACCAAUCAUCUAUCUUGAUCGCCAUAUGAGCGAAGACCAAGAACGAUCAUGGAUUUCCGAUCCAAACGAGGAUUCUCCUUUGCAUAUCUCUGGCGUUGGGUGUAUCCUCAAUGAUUCUGCAGCCACGCGAGUACUUCUGGAAGCGAAGAGCUGCUUAGCUCGGCAGAUACAUUUAUGGGGAACAUAUAACCAUAUUUUGACAGUUUUUGAGGUGAUGGCUCUAUCCGGGACCGCAAUUAGCUUGGAUUAA